Rodentolepis nana is the source of this 1305-nucleotide messenger RNA. NCBI's taxonomy places the organism in Eukaryota, Metazoa, Platyhelminthes, Cestoda, Cyclophyllidea, Hymenolepididae. The record is from the annotation of a GenBank genome assembly.
AUGGAGGCCACAGACGAAUCUAGGUCUGAAACCGCUAACUUUUCGCUUGAUGAUGAUGUUAGUCUUGGCAAUAUCACUCCAAUGCCUAAGCAUGUCUUUCUUAAUACCUUACCCGGUCACUUGGCCCCAUUUCAGACUAUUCCACGUAGUCGAUAUGAUACAGAUCGCACUAAACAAGAAUUCUACGGUCAGGAAUCCAGCCUUAAUAGCUUUAUCACUACCCAUUGUCGAGGUCAUAAUAGUAAUAGUGGCGCAAACGACAAUCGACGACAGCGAAGCCCAAGUUUGCAGGAGGUUCAAUCUGUUAACAAUAGCAAUGACGGCGUAUUAAAACGCAAUCAAUGUUCCGUGUGCACUCGAGUCCUCGCCAAUCCCGCUAGUCUCAAGCAACACAUGCGGUUACAUUUAGGAGAGAAGCCUUUCAAGUGCCGUUACUGUGACAAAACCUCUGCUACGAUGUGCAAUAUCCUCACGCACGAACGAACUCACACAAAUGAACGACCUUAUAAGUGCCUUGUAUGUGGGGCAGAUUUCAGCUCUUCCAGUAAUCUAAAGACCCAUAUGCGAAUACACUCAGGAGAUCGGCCGUUUCGCUGCAAUAUCUGUGAUAGGAGAUUUGUCACCUCAAAUGCACUGACUACACAUUUAAGAGUCCAUUGGGGUUUAAGGCUGCAUCCUUGUCCCCUGUGUGAUAGGCAGUUCUCCACAUCCAGUAAUCUUCGUGUUCAUCAUAGAACGGUGCACUUGGGAAUCAAACAGUACCAGUGCUCAGUGUGUGGUAGGGCUUUUGCAACGAGCAGCAAUUUGAAUGCUCAUUCACGUCAACACCCCGAAUCGGCCUACAUUGUCAAGUAUUCACCCCCCUCUCCAUCCACUUCUACCACCAUCCUCCCUCAAUCCCAUCCAGCACAGUCCCUCUCCUCCUAUCCCACCGUUUCCAUGACGAGGACUAAUGCCAGCACCAGCAGCAAUAUUGAUAUCGAAUCUACACCUUCCAAUCACCAACCAAUAUUAAUUACACCAGCUAUUCAACAUCAAGGAGUGACAAUAAUGGCUCCUGUGGAGGUCAACGUAUCAUUACCCGAGGAACAAGAUGAAAGUAAUUCAGUAGUUGGCCUUCUCACCUCAACACCAACGACCAGUUACAACUCCACACCCUCUCUCAUCCCUGUGGCUCUGAGUCCAAGUCCCGCCGUUCGGAAGUUGGCCAAGGUGUCUGUUUAUUGCCCAAGUGAUGUUGAGACAGCUCCCUCCUCAUUUCAACAACAACAGUCCGUGAAGAUCCCUCCUGAUGAAUCCAUUUAG